Molecule: messenger RNA, 2497 nt
Organism: Quercus robur (English oak)
Lineage: Eukaryota; Viridiplantae; Streptophyta; Magnoliopsida; Fagales; Fagaceae
Product: double-stranded RNA-binding protein 1-like
Exons: 9
Coding region: 144-2126 (660 amino acids)
Biological process (GO): signal transduction
Molecular function (GO): double-stranded RNA binding
Source: RefSeq, a predicted model, not a curated record
AAAGAGGAAGAGAAAGAACUUGGAAACCAAAAAAAAAAAGAAGAGAGAAAUCCAAAAAAGAGACAACCAGUUUUUGCUGCUUUGCUGUUUGAGUUUUGGCAGGCGCAUGUGUAUUACCUCAAUUUGGUCUGUGUGUUGCAACCAUGGCUCCUUCCUUUGCUCAAGCCUCAUCAACCCCAAAAUUGACAAAUGAAUAUGAGGUUUUCGUUAGUUUUCGUGGGGCAGAUAGCCGCACAGGAUUCACCAGCCAUCUCUUUGCCGCUUUAGACCGCAAAACGAUUAAUGCCUAUAAAGAUGACAUAAACCUCCCUAGAGGGGAAAAGAUUGGGCCUGAGCUGUUAAAGGCAAUUGAGACAUCAAGGAUUGCAGUUGUGGUGUUCUCAAAAAAGUAUGCUACUUCAGGUUGGUGCUUGGAUGAGUUGGUGAAGAUCAUGGAAUGCAAAAGGGUGUUCAAUCAAAGGGUGCUCCCUAUUUUCUACCAUGUGUCUCAACCCGAGGUGGUAGAACAGAAGGGGAAUUUUGCCGAGCUCCCAAAUGGCGCUGAAGACAAGAGGAACAGUUGGAGAGCUGCACUGACGGAGGCCGCAAGCUUGGCAGGCUUGCAUUUGGAACCAAAUCGCCCAGAGUCAGAGUUUAUAGAGGAAAUCGUUGAGAAGAUUUUGAAAAUACUAAAGGAGGAAUCAUCUACCUCUCCAUCCCUUCGUCAGAAUGAUGCUCCUGGUCAACACUCUUCAGCUACCAUCCCGCACAAUGAUGCUUCAUCUGGCCUUGAUCUGGAGAACUACUCCUGGACACAGACCCUUGAAGAGGUCACUUUAAAUGUCACUGGAACUAAAUCAAGUUCUGUUGUACGCGAGAUAAAAAAGAGCCAUCUGAAACUUGGACUCAAGGGCCAGCCUCCAAUAAUUGAUUGGGAGCUUUUUCGGCCUGUCAAGCCUGAUGAUUGUUCCUGGAGGAUAGAGGAUCAGAGUGCCAUCUCUACUCUUUUAACCCAGCACAAAAUGGAGUGGCGGAAAUCUAUUGUGAAAGGUGAUCCUGAAAUCGAUACUCAGAAGGUCGAACCUGAGUCCAGCAAACUAUCAGACCCGGAUCCAGAAACAAGGCAGACUGUUGAAAAGGUGAUGGAUAAUUCUGGUCUCUACAAAAACCUUCUACAAGAGUUGGUUCGAAAAGAAGGGUUUCCUCUACCAGUUUAUGAUGCAAAUAGAUCUGGUGAAGGACAUGAAGCAAUUUUUGUUUCGACUGUGGAGAUACGGGAGGUUUUUAAAGGACAUGAAGCAAGGACCAAAAAGCAGGCGGAGAUGAAUGCAGCAAAGAUUGCUUACACUACUAUGAAAGAGCAUAUGCAGCAUUUUUACAAGAACCAGCUGCAAAAUUAUGCUCGAAAGAGAUAUCUCUGUCUACCUGAGUACUCUUGUGAAUGUGAAGGCCCUCCUCAUGCUAGUCAAUUCAGGUGUAAGGUCACAGUUGAUGGACAGACCUAUGAGAGCCCAGAAUUCUUUUCCACAUCGAAGGAUGCUGAAAAUGCAGCUGCAAAAGUCGCUUUGGCAUCAUUGGUGCCAGAUGGAGCUAAAGAGGAUAAUUCUGGUCUCUACAAAAACCUUCUACAAGAGUUGGUUCAAAAAGAAGGGUUUUCUCAACCAGUUUAUGAUACAAAGAGCUUUCGUGAAGGACAUGAAGCAAUUUUUGUUUCGACUGUGGAGAUAAGGGAGGUUUUUAAAGGACAUGAAGCAAGGACCAAAAAGCAGGCAGAGAUGAAUGCAGCAAAGAUUGCUUACGCUACUCUGAAAGAGCGUAAGUCAGGUCAGGGCCCCUUGAUUGUAUCUCCUGCGCACAAAGGAAAAGAAACUCCUGAGAUCUCAUCUUCUAGCUUGCAACCAAAUGUCCCUGCUGAUCUGCAACAGCUUGUUGGUGCUACCAUGAAUUUGAACCUAUGCACCAUUGCUGAAAGGCAAGCUGGGGAGGACAGAGGUUCAUACUUUUUGUUUAGGCUAAAAUGCACUUUAAGUUUGGGGUCACUUCUAAAUCGGUCCAUUGGCUUUGAAACUUUACAAGCUGCACACUUGACUAUUAGAAUGUGUCCCUUAUGCUAUGGGCAGCCACAUUUUCACCGUUUACCCACUUAAGAAUGACUUUGUUUUCUAUUUUUCUGUCCAAAACAAUGUCAUUUUUGAGUGGGUUAACUGCAAGUUUCUAACAGAUGUUAAUGAAAGGGGCAAAAAGGGUGUAUAAAUGGUGUUUUAGCCAUUUGUUUAUGCUUCUUAUAUGCAUGCAAUUGCCUUUUGUGGGACUAACCUCCUCUUACACAUAACUAGAUUUCAAAGGACAUUAAUUGGAGUAUUUUGAAGGUUUAAAUAUUCUCAAAUUCUCACCAAAUCUAUGACAUAAUUUGCAUAAAUAGAAGACCAUGCCAUAUUGAAAUGUUGACUCAUUACAACUAUAGAAUUUUUCAAGCUAUAUAUGUGUGCAUUUGUGGGCAAAAUUCAUUAGAGUUGCA